This is a messenger RNA of Scatophagus argus, 1040 nucleotides long. RefSeq names its product proteasome subunit alpha type-4-like. The transcript is spliced from 9 exons. Gene Ontology annotation, biological process: ubiquitin-dependent protein catabolic process. NCBI's taxonomy places the organism in Eukaryota, Metazoa, Chordata, Actinopteri, Scatophagidae. The coding region runs from base 173 to 958 and encodes 261 amino acids. The record is from RefSeq and is a predicted model, not a curated record. Gene Ontology annotation, cellular component: proteasome core complex; nucleus; proteasome core complex, alpha-subunit complex.
CGGUCCUCCCACUGGAAGGUGGCGCUGCUGAGCGGCUACUUCACCGCCAGAGGAACCCGGUGUGUGUGUGAGUGAGGAAAUAUCAAACUGAAAGUAGUGGACCUCUUAGCCCUUUGAAAACUACGCAAACUCAGACCUUUUCAUAUAAGGACAACUUCAGUGACGUGACAAAAUGUCUCGUAGAUAUGACUCCCGAACAACCAUAUUUUCUCCUGAGGGACGCUUGUAUCAGGUGGAGUAUGCAAUGGAAGCAAUCGGCCAUGCUGGAACAUGUCUGGGGAUUCUUGCAAAUGAUGGAGUGCUGUUAGCAGCAGAGAGACGCAACAUCCACAAACUGCUUGAUGAGGUUUUCUUCUCUGAGAAAAUCUACAAGCUGAAUGAUGACUUAGCUUGCAGUGUUGCUGGCAUCACAUCGGAUGCUAAUGUACUGACAAAUGAGCUGCGGCUAAUCGCACAGAGAUAUCUAUUGCAGUACCAGGAGCCAAUACCCUGUGAACAGCUGGUGACUGCCCUGUGUGACAUCAAGCAGGCGUACACACAGUUUGGAGGAAAGAGGCCGUUUGGUGUUUCUCUGCUUUACAUGGGCUGGGACAAACACUAUGGCUUCCAGUUAUACCAAAGUGACCCCAGUGGCAACUAUGGAGGCUGGAAGGCAACCUGUAUUGGCAACAACAGUGCUGCUGCAGUUUCCAUGUUGAAGCAGGACUACAAAGAGGGAGAGAUGACUCUGUCCUCUGCUCUGGCUUUGGCUGUCAAAGUCCUCAACAAAACAAUGGAUGUCAGCAAGCUCUCAGCCGAAAAAGUGGAAAUUGCCACCCUGACAAGGGAAGACGGGAAAACAAAAAUUAAAGUGCUGAAACAGAAAGAAGUUGAGGAGCUCAUCAAGCGGCACGAGGCUGAGGAGGCCAAGGCCGAAAAGGACAAAAAGGAGAAGGAGCAGAAGGAGAAGGACAAAUGAGCAAAAUAAUAUUUUUUUUCCCCCCUCAUGUCACCAAAUCCUGUGUUUUGUCUUUUACAUUAAAAGUUUGGAAACCAAUGGA